AUGGCAUGUAGACUCCAGCCCUUCCGUGCCGCAUGCUUGAUUCUUUGGCUGUCGUGCUGCGGGAUCCCUCAGCCGAGCGAAGCAGGAGCAUCAGCUUACGUCAUGCUCGAGGAACUAGCAGGAGAGCUCGAUGAUGGGUGUUUCAUAGAGAUAGGGAGCGACAGAGGUGAAGGAAGCACCAAGUUCCUGUCCGAUCUUGCCAACGUGAAGGGCUACGAGAAUGCGUUAGCAACGUGCGGCUCUUGUGCGUAUCAGGACAUGGGCGAACGAUGGCUGGGGAUGAGCUUCGAGGCGGUUUCCAACGACAACUAUGACUGGACUUACCCGUGGACUACCGAGUCGCAGGAGAUCCAUCUCCAGCAGGCCAUCCUCGUGGAGCGACUCUGCUCGGAAAGAUGCUUCAUCCUCUUUGACGACACUUGGCCGUCAGCAUCGCUCAAGCAUCAUAGCGGCAAAGGAGGUCGAGCCCUUAGCUUCCUCCUCAGCCACGGCUUCGAGAUUAUCCAGCAGAGCGCUCCGAACGAGCUGAGCUACCUUGGCUAUGUGCUUGUGUUGACCAUGGACGUGAGAUUGUCGGGGGUGAGGGCAGGAGAGCACUCGCUCGUCUUCUACGACGAGAUGGUCAUGCGAGGAGGGAGGAAACCCUGAGGACCGUCAGAAGAUUCAACCCAGGUGUUACCGCGAGUUUCCGCUCGUCAUGUACGGGGUAAGGGCUGGUCGACGCCUCUUCCUCCUUGAGAUCAUCGACAGGAAGCACAGGAGCGUAACAAACGUCUCCCGGACCCUCACCUUCCAUCCUGCCAGCCCUGAGCUGUGACAUGGCGAUAGGAAGGAUGCAGCAGGAGGGUGGCAAGAAGGAGCACAAGGAGGAGGCAGGGGAGGCAGGGGGAGGAGGGAUCAAAUGUGCAGCCUUUGUUACUUGCAGGAACGCGCGUGAGGAGGGUCAGAAAGGUUCAAUGAAGGGUGCAUGGGGAAAGCGCUGCUCCUGCUCUCCUGCUCCUCGUUCCUCCUCCUGUUUUCAUCGCUGGAGGAUGGGAGAUAAGGACGAAGCCACAGCCUCAACCUCCAUGUCGACGAUGCUUCCUGCUGCGCGGGAGUGAGAACAAGAGGGAUGGAGGGCAUGGAGGACACAAGGGAGUCAGCACGUGUAACCCGCUAGAGGAGGAUGCGAGGAGAGAAACUAGCUUGAAAGGAAGAGACGAGAGGGAGGUCGGUUGAGGAGCGAACAAUAAACAAACACAGCAAGU
Molecule: messenger RNA, 1247 nt
Organism: Guillardia theta CCMP2712
Lineage: Eukaryota; Cryptophyceae; Pyrenomonadales; Geminigeraceae
Exons: 14
Coding region: 1-648 (215 amino acids)
Source: RefSeq, a predicted model, not a curated record